UGUUCGCCGCCAAUUCUUCCCUCUUUUCUCGACACUCUGAAAUACUGCCACAUCUCCUUCUCAUUUUCUGCACUAGCCAGUUUCCCGAUGCUCUCUCUAGCCAGAAGAAUCCAAGCCCCCCACCGCUUUCUCCAGAUUGCGGCGGCGCAGCAGCUCCGCCAUGCUCGAACUGAAUCCGGCAACGACCGCCCACCCCGUAGCCGGCGGCGUUCUUCCAAGUUCUCUCCGUCGGCGAUGUUGAGGAAAGCCGAGGAUAAGUCGGAGUGGUGGGUGGUGGACGGUGAAAUGCACGAAAUUGGGGAAAAUGUGCCGCUGCGAGAGCGCUUUGUGAUCCCUAGGGAUAACAUUCCUAAUAAGCGCCGGAAGCAGCUCCGAGAGCAGUUCAUGCGACGCACUCGCCUCGUUCUCAAGGAAUCGGAGCAUGAGCCUUGGUGCAAAAGAUACAUGGAACUAUAUAACGAGCUCAGAGAAAAUUGGGAGAGGUUGUAUUGGGAUGAUGGCUAUUCUAAGAAACUUGCUGAGGAUCAUGCUAAUUAUGACUCACCCGAUGAUGAUGAUGAAGAUUUCAAUCCUUACAGGAAUAGACAGCCCCAAGCAGAUCAAAUCAAGCUGCAGGUUCAAUUUGUGGGGAGAAACAAGGAAAGCGACACCUGGGAAAAAGCUAGCCAAAUCCGUGACAAAUUUGAAUAUGAUAGAGAGAGAAGAAUGAGAGAAAAAGCAUUUGCCCCAAUGAAUGCAACGGAUGACUCUGAUAUGAAUCGCACAGUCUCAAGGAAUGAGCCCUUUGACAUCAGAAGAUACAUUUCUGAAUCCGAGGAAGGGUGACUGACAGAAUGAAGGAUUUUAUUCUGGAAAUAGUGAUACCCUUUGCUGUACAGUGAUAAAUUAUUGCCCUUCAAGUAGCAGUUUCCUGGUGCAAGAUGAUCAUGCUUCACCAAUGAAAGAGAUGUUCAUUUCUACAAGUUCGGAUCUUGAUUAUGAGAGAAGAUCUGCCUGGGUAUCAAAAAUGGCAUUGUCUGAUAAUUUCAACCUAUAAGCUCUUAACUUGCAAUUCUCCUAGGAUCGAGGUUGCUCAUGUGAAUUCAUGAUGUGAGAGUACAAGAUGAUAUGCCUCUCGUGUAAGUUUUUUUUGGUAGGCAGAUGCAAUUCUCCUAUGACUUUUUUUUUAUUUCAAGCAUUUUCAGAGCAUCAAUUGAAGAACUUACUUUAUGCUA
Molecule: messenger RNA, 1214 nt
Organism: Salvia hispanica
Lineage: Eukaryota; Viridiplantae; Streptophyta; Magnoliopsida; Lamiales; Lamiaceae
Source: RefSeq, a predicted model, not a curated record